Molecule: messenger RNA, 11738 nt
Organism: Caenorhabditis auriculariae
Lineage: Eukaryota; Metazoa; Nematoda; Chromadorea; Rhabditida; Rhabditidae
Source: the annotation of a GenBank genome assembly
AUGCUUCGUCUAUUAAAGCUGCUCUUAUUCUUUCCAGUUCUCGUGUACCAUGUUACAGCCAGUGAACAGGUAACUAAUCUUAGGCCUUCAUUGAAUACCACUUCCAAAAGCGACCACCGACUUCGAAAGUUCAGGAUCCUGGAAUGUUCCAGCCAACAGGAAAAGUAAGACGAAAAAGUUUAUCCGAAGUACCCUGGGAACCGAUUCGAUUCCAUAUCCAAUAUCAUAGCACUGUUCUCAAGUUUGUUCGAAUGCGGAUAUUCCAGCAUAACGAAUUUUCUCAGAAGCUCAAGGGACGAAAUAGAAAUUCUGAAAAAGGCCGUCGAAGAGGGACUGAGAUGGUAUAGAGGUGUCAAGGUUCAAAGGGACGAGAAUGGACUUUUGUUCCCUUUAUUGUAGGUUUCAAAAUUUUUGAAAGAUAUGCUGUGAUUCCAAAGCAAAAAAAAAGAUAAAAUUGGCAACUUUUCAAGCCUAAUUUGAAAUUUCAGGGGCAAUAAGAGUGUUAAAGCGGUGUGCGAUGAGAAAAUACAUUUUCCGAAGGACGUCAAUUUUUUCAAAGUAUACAGAAAAGUUGCAAAAUUUUUCUUUUUACUUAUUUUCAGUGCGGCAACGAGAAGGGCUGUGUGGAGAAGCCACUAGAUGUAGGUUUUUCAGUAGUUUUUUCAGGUUUUAUUUCUUUAUGGGAUCUUUAAAAACUUAGUUUGAAAACCAUAUUGCUCCUAGCCACGUGGAAUGACUCGAUCGAGUCCGCGAAGUUCAAAAUAACCGCCAGAGAGACUUUUUUUUCGCAAAAAUUAUUUACAACGCGGCAUGUACGAGAGCGCCGCCGUGCAUGCACACGACACACUACACUUUACGGGGAAAAAAAAAUAUGGGCGGGGCGUCGUCGAAAAAUCUCCGUGAUAUGUUCAAAAUGCGAUCAAAGCUUCGUUGAAACGAAGACAAUGAGAUUUCUCAACUCUGAUUUUUUUUUUGAUAGUAGGCGAAAAUUAGAGAGCACAGAGAAAGAGAAAGAGAGCGCUCUCCUAUUCCUGGCGUCUCUUCAAAUUAACGUUGAUCUAUACUUUCUAGGCCGAUUAUGUCUGGAUGGUAAGCAUCAAGAAUGAGGAAAGUGACACGACCGUAAGAACAAAACCAUGCAAUUAUGAUAUCAAUAGUAAAAGGUAUGAAAUUAUUUCUAGUCCAAUAAAAAGAGAGAUUUUUCAGACCGACGGCAGGCCAUAUUCAAGUGAUAAGGAGUUAUUUGAAAGAAGCACUCAAACUUAAAACUAAUGGGGUUGGUUGUCCAGAUUUUCCGGUUCACUGAAACGUCGCCUAGAAAUUAUUCUGAAAAAUUGCGCCUCUCCUAGGAACUUCAGAGUGGCCCCUAUAGGGGCAAACUUAGGGGCCCUCAGAGGGGUGACUACUUAACUAACCCCUAUAGGGACCACUAAAGCUUGCAAAAGCGAUCCCUAUAGGGGACAUGCUAGUCGAUAUCUUUAAUGAACUCUUAGCGAAGAAGUAUUUUCAUUGGAAAAACUUAAUAAACAAGUGUUUAUUGAAUGAAAUUGAGAGAUCCCUAUAGGGCUAAGGGGUCGGAACCUAAAGCCCUCUAAGGCCACCUUAAUUUUACCCUUAUAAGGACCAUUUUUUCGGCCCCUAUAGGAGUUGUUUUCUUCCUUAAUCCCUAUAGGGAGCACUCUGAAAUUCCUAAGCUUGUCUUUUAGAAGAGUAAUGAUGCUGCAGCUCGUAAAAGCUCCGUAGAGAAAAAAAAAGUAUCGCGUCUUUAAGACGUCAUGACUCUACCGAAAAGCAAAGCAAACUGGUUUUUCGACUAAUUUGUAAUCCGAGCGUUCAAAAGGACCCAUCAAACCUUUUGGAAUACCUUUGUAAGAAGCUAUAGUUUCUCUUAUAUACAUUUUACAGGGCACUGAGAAUUUAAUCGACACUUUGAGAGCCGCAAUGGCCCUCGGAUUGUUCCUAUCGAGUACUUUGUUGAAAGGAUAUUCAAAUUAUAAGUGAGUUCAACUAAAAAAAAACCUGAAACGGCUUCAAAACAUUUUCAUAGCCCCAAACCUUGACAUUUAAAUCAAGUUCUGUGAAAAAACCGAUUAACCCUCAAUUUCAAGGGAAAACUACAUCGAGUCAACUCGCUUCACCGUCUAUCCGGAAACUAAGUUGGUCGAAGAAAAGGACGAGGCUUUCAUUGGAGUCUCUUUCCCAAAAUCAUUGGCCGAGGCUCGGCGCAGGUUCAAAUGCCCCAGCCUCAAGUAUGUUGAGCUCGAAAACUCUUUGGAGACGCCAGGCUCACAUUUCGAAUCCGACUUUUUGCCGGUUUGGCUUUUUUUGAAUUAACAAGUGGAAAGAAAACAGUUUACAGUUUGAAUACUUGGAAACGCAUGCUGGCAGCGACAGCAGUUAUUUCACAAAUAUUUCUUUGGCUCUUAUGGAAGAUUCUGGCUGGUACAAAGUGGACUAUUCGUUCGUUUUCCUUCCAAUUUUCAAUAUUCUGUUCAAGUAGUCAUAUAGAGAUGAUUCCAGAAUGGCCUUCAAUGGUGUAGGAGAUAGCCCUCCACAGCCCCGUCUAAACGACCCCGAUUUGAAGCCUUUUUGAUUAGACUUUUAGAAGGGGGGAGGGGGUUGCAAUAUUGGAAUUUUCCCAGCAUCUUCUCCACUUUUUUUUCUACGGUCAUAUUUGAAUUUGAUUCUUCGCCUGAAACCGCUCCGAGACUUCAAAAAGUUAAUAAGCUAGCCAUGCUUAUGUGACCUUUCAACUGAACCAAUAAAAAUUUCUCCAACUUUCAGAGUUGCCGAGCCAGUUCCCCAACUCAUUGAGGAGAAGCAUCCAUGUCUCUAUGCAAAGUCGUGCAAAUUCAGCGAAUACCAUGGACAAAUGUAGUUUUUUUUCUGUGUUCAACAUGUGAAGAAAAAACGCUCAGGGAUUAUUUCACGAAAUGCCAUCCUGGCCGAAAAUCACACUACGGUCCUUUUUCUAAAUCAUUCAAAGGAUACAAUCGAUGCAAAAUUCCAAAGGUCAGCAAAUAUUUUUGUUUAAAUGAGGAAGUUUGGAAGCUUUCAGGUCACAACGUGUGGGAAAAUUUUUCAGAGCCAGGUUUUUUCUUUGAUUAAUUUUCAACUGAUCAGGGGACGUUUUUAACCCCCGGUUGACCUUUCGAUAAAACUUCGCUGUACUUUAAGAUCUCCUGAUUGCAGAAGAAGCAAAAAAAUUCUCGUGAUAGAUCUCUUUUCGAGUUAUGAAGCUUGAAAGCCCGCAAAAUACGGAAACUAUAACAAAGAAAAGGCGCUAUUUCAAGCUUUUAAAGCGUCUCAACUUGAAAGUACGUGAUGACGUCACAAAAAGUAGUUGGUUAGUCCAUGUAUGGUUUGGAAAACCGCUUUUAUUCUGCCUCUAAGAGCUUUUAUAACAUCAAAAUAGGAGUUUUUUCAACUGAGCUCAUGUGUUUUGAGUCAUUUCGAGGCUACUUAAAUGAGAAAAAAAAAAUGUAAACUAUUAAAGAAUUGGCGAUGUCUGGAGCACGAAGGUCCGUAUGACAUCAAGUUCCUUGGGGCGUUUGGAGACUUCUCAUUUCCCGAGAAAGUUUCCGCCGCUCAAUGUUACGAAGUUCUUUUUCUUAAAAAAUCAUCAUCGACAACUUGUUUCAGAUCAAGUGCAACAACGGCAGGCUGGCGUUUGUCUCCGAAAAGAAGAUUUACGAGUGCUAUACCAGCGGACAGUUGGUCACGCUUACGGAGGUGAUUUGGGAAAUUCUCAAAUUGGAAGAGUGCCAGUCCUGGAAACUCUGGUAGUUCCAAGAGCAAUACUGAAGACAGUCCUAAAACACCUGGCAGUGGUUUAUUCGAAAAUUCAGAGUCACCUAUACCAAAUUUUUCGAGGUCUGUGUACCACAACUUGGAAUUUCACCAAACGACACCGCUGCGCGCCUUUGCGAACCUUGGUCGAGCUUUAAUUCAUUUUUUCUUCUAUCAAGUUACUCUACUUUCAUGUGAUCCCACAGCAAUAACAAUCAAUUGGAAGCGUGACCAAGAUUCGAAAGACGCUUCGCGAACGCCCGCAGCGGAACAGCGAAAUGUCGUUCGGUGAAAUUUCAAGUCGUGGCACACAGACUAUAGUAUUGCUAUCGGGACUGUCGGAGUAUUUGAACUGUCACUGAUCCAAGCCCGGAACAGAUGACUUUUUGAGGCUUCUUCUCACAACUUUUGCCUAAAAAUUUAAAUGGACUUUAAAAAACAUCUCAGACCUACAAAACUACCAUCUACCACACACUCCGCGCUCACAAGAUGACUUCAUUCGCCAAAGAAUACGUUGGUUUUUAAAUCAGUUGAGGACAUGAACUAGUCAAAAUGUACAGAGCGUUAAAUCAACCAUAUAUUUCUGUGCUUGAAAGGGCUAUUUUCAUACAUGGGCAGACCGAAAUUCAUGAUUUUUUAUACAUGGGCAGACCGAAAUUCCCCUUCGUUCUAGAAAAUUUCUCUAAAUCAGCCUUUUUCUCUGAUCUACCACGUUUGGACCUUGCCCGUGUAUGGCUCUUCUCAGCCAGAAAUUUUCAUUUCCUCUCAAAAAUCAGAAUUAUUCUCUUCUAGCCUAAAGUUCCAGGAAGGAUACCCCUAUACGAUCGAAAGAAAUGUGGUUUGCCCGGCCUACUGCGAAGUCUGCGCAGAAAGAGAUUCAAUGAGAUGUUCGCCCGAAACGAAAUCCAAUGAAGAUUCCUCAAAAACCUCGAUUUUGCUUCCAAUUUUUACUAUCCUUUGUUUUAAUUUUGUUCGAUUAUAAUAAAUAUUUAGAACUUUAUUUCUCCAUUUCUUGUUUCAGUUGGUAUAGUCCGACAGUUUUCACGUGUCUGCGUCUCUCUGUUCCCUCACCGGCGAGGUCGCAGAAACACGAAAAUAGCGCGUCAACAAGAGAGGGUCGUCGAGAGACGAGGAGGGCGCAGAGAAGUCCCGCCCUUUCAAGUCGCGAAAAACAGACUAUAUGACCUAACGCGUUGGUCGAGAACAAUAUAGUACGUUUUUCGCGACUUGAAAGAGCGGGGCUUCUCUGCGCCCUCCUCGUCUCUCGACGGCCCUCUCUUGUUGAUGCGCUAUUUUUGCGUUUCUCUGAUCUCGCCGGUGAGGGAACAGAGAGACGCAGACACUUGCAACUGUCAAGCGGGCGGACUAUAAACUUCUGAAACCCACGGUUUUCGAAAUUCUUCACUUAAACGAUCUCAGAAGACACCUGGCGAAAACUGAUUCAAGGUCGGGUGCAAAUUUUUUUUUACUGUCAUAGCCAUUCUGGUGUUAGAUUGCACUAUAAAUUCGCUUAAUUCUCAGAGCUUUAUCAAAAAAAAGGGGGAAAAUGAAUUAUUUGUCAACUUUCAACUUUUCAUCUUCACUGUUUCAAUGAAGCUUUUAUCGAAUAAACUUUUUUCAAAAAGUGUAGGAAGAAAAAAUAAUGCAACGCCUCACGUGGAUAGAAAUUGAUUAUUUACCGACAAAUGCUUCUCAAACUCCAGUUGCUCUUUAUUUUAUGGGUCUGUAUAUCAAAUGGAAAGGUUGGUUUAUUUUUGAGUUCUUGUUCCGGUAAUCUCGGACAUUGGUAACAUGAAACGGAAGUUUCUAGACAUUUCUAGUGACCACUUUAGUAGCGUCAGCUCUCUUAAGCGAUCCCUAAAAUCGCCCAGAAACGUCAGUUUCGCGUUACCAAUGUCCGAGAUGCUGGAAGCUUCAGAAAAUGCAAAUAAACCUCAAUUAAUUUGGAUAUAUUUUCAGUUCGAAGAUCGCAUGGACACCCCUACUAAAGAAGCCUUGAGAGGACGAAAUUUGGCCGGAUUCCGUUGGAAGCCUAUUCGAUUCCACAUUCAUUAUCAUCCGUCUGUUGACAAGUUUUUUCUUCUCAAAUUACGUUUUCAAGAAUCAUUUUUCAGAUUUUCAGAAAAUAAAACGCGACGCUAUAAAACUGCCUUGGAAAGAGGUCAUUUUUCUUUCAAUUUAGUGGGAAAAAAGGUUGAUUUAGCUGUAAAAUGGUACGAAGGGGGAGUCAAAGUUCUACGAGAACGGACUGGCCUACUCUUGCCAUUGUUGUAUGUUUUUCGGACAGUUUUUCACAAUUAUGUUUUUACCUAGGAAUUUUAGAGUGGUCCUUAUAGGGUUUAGGGGGAAAACAGACUCUAUAGGGCCAAAAAGUCGUCCUUAUGGGGGUGAAAUCAGGGUGAUCCCUAUAGGGGUUGAAGGUCUGACCCCUUAGCCACUAAAGGUUAAGUGGUCUCUAUUUCAAUUUUAUUCAAAAAAGGUUUUUUUUUAGUUUGUCGCAUAGAAAUGCUUCUCCGCUUAGAGUUCAUAACAACAAUCGACUAGCAUGCUCCCUAUAGGGACCACUUUUUCAAGCUUUAGUGGCCCGGUAAAGUGAUCCCUUCAGGGGACCCUCCUAGGGCCCUAAGGAUGCCCCUGUAGAGACCACUCUGGAGUUUCCAAGCAGAACCUCGAAUUUGAUCGCAAAAUUCGAAAUAGCGAUCAGAGAGUGAGAAAGACAACUGAAUUUUGGAGAGUCAGAGAUUAUUUCGAGUUUCGCGGAAACUACUUUGAACAGGACGUUCUCGCUAAUCUUUUUCAAAAUCUUUAAAAAUCGGAGAUAGUUUAAAAGCUACUGAGCAAUACAAAGUUUUUUUCUAACCUUGGAAGUUAUAAAGCAGUCUAAAAUUCACCCCAAAAACAACAUCAAAGUGAUAUUUUUUUCCGCAAUUUUCUGUUAUUUUAGAAACGCAACAAAGUCGAUUUGCAAUCAGAAGUUUUUAUUUCCAAACGACACAUUAUUUUUCAAGGUUUUCUUCAAAUAUUCCGUUUUUUUCGCAAAAAGUUCUUUUUUUCAGUGCAACAAAGAAGCGGAUUGUGUGGAGAAGCCAAUUCAGGUGAUUUGUCUAGUUACUUUUUAUUUAUUUUUAUGUUUCAACUACUUUGCUAUAUUCACUUACAAGGAAGGUCAUUUUAAUUUGCGGUUGGGAAUUUCUUGAAAAUUGAUCAGAAAGAAGAACCUGAAACCUGCACAACUUUUUAAUUUUCAAGAAAUGAAGGAAUUUCAGCAAUUCUCGAAAAUUAGAAAGUUGUGCAGGUUGAGACUUUCAGGAUCUCUCAAAAUAACAGUAAUCUGGUCGAUUCGCAGUAAUCUGGUCGAUUCACAGUAAUCCCCAACUCGAAAGUGGAAUGAUCUCCCUUGUUAAUGGAAAAAAAGGCGGUAAUUUGCGGGUGUCAAUAUUUUUGUAAUAUUUAGGUGCUACGACAAGAGAGCGAGUUUUCCAUUUGCGGGGAGUACUGUAUGCGGAAAUGCGCAUUGAGUGCAUACACUUUGCGUGUUUACACUUUCCUUGCGGGACGUCACCGGGUAGGACAUCUCCGGGUUUUUUGUUUCCGGGUUUUUUUUCGAAUUUUUUUCAAUUUUUUUUUUCUUGAUGCUGUUUUUAUCGUGCAAAUAUCAACGAGAAAAAUGCAAACCUUGAAAAAAGCAAAAAAAAAGUUGAAAAAUAUUCGAAAAAAAGGUGGUAUGAAAAAAACACCAGCAAAAAUUCAAACGGCAACUUUUCCAAUUUUUUCAUAUCGCUAGGGAACUUUCCGACGGCCACCUUUCCGACGAAUCUUUUUCCGACGUUUUUUCUCGAUGAACUCUUCGUUUUAAAUCUUCCUAUAUAAAGUAGGUGGUUGGUUCAUGAUUAAAACACAAAAAAAUGGGAAAAAAGUUUAUAGAUGUUUUAAAAAUUGAAAACUAUAAGGGAAAAAAGUCGGAAAAGUUUCGUCGGAAAGGUGGCCGUCGGAAAGUUCCCUAGCGAUACGAAAAAAACGGAAAAGUCGCCGUUUGAAUUUUCGCUGGUCUUUUUUUCAUACCACCGAAAAAAAGAACUCGGAAACAAAAAACCCGGAGAUGUCCUACCCGGUGACGUCAUGCAACGAAAGUGUAUGCACGCAAUGCGCAUUUCCGCAUACAGUACUCCCCGCAAAUGGAAAACUCGCUUUUGUCGUAGCACCAAAAUUUAUGCCUUUACAACUUGUUCCACAUAACUAUCGACACAUCCUCAGGCCGAUUUCAUUUUGAUGGUAGCAUUCAACGUUGUGAAUCCUUCGAUAGAUUGGUGCACCGCGGACGAACACACGGAUAGGUUGAGGAGUUUGGAGAAAAAGAGCAUUUUAUCGUGUUUCAGACCCACUUCGGCACUAAUCCUGGAGGGUAUAGGUGAAGUUCAAUUCGUUUUGGAAAAUCAUCCGGUUUGUCUUUUUGUCCCCCACAGUAGUUAGAUGGGGGACUUUGAAAAGUCGGUGGGACAGAAUUUUGGAAUUUGAGAAUGAUGACGAACUAUUUGAGUAUAUGCGACACUUACUGGCACAGUUCUUAUAUUUUGGACCGCACCAUUUCGUCACAUAUCCGGAUUACGCGUCAGUUCGAGACUAUGCUCCAAUCGCCGCGCGACUUCAAGAAACUGUCUAGCGUGUCUGCGCUCUCCUCUCUCUGAUCACUUGUAAAGUCAUGUCGUGGGGAAUAGAUUCGCGGAAAAAACUUUAAAAUGAGAAUUUUUUAUCGCUAAAAGUUUGUUAUGAUCAAACCGCAGAUGGAAGUUAGAAAUCAGAAAAUUUAUUUCUAAUAAGGCUAGCACCCGUUUGAAUGAACCGUGGCGAUUUUCUGCUUUUUGUAGCUUUUUUUUUGACUUUUCUCUGCAUGAUGGUGAUUUAUACAUUUAUUCUAUUGAUUAUUACUUCUCAAAUACUCGUGAUUCCACUGUCUCACCUUUUUUUGACUCGACGUUAGUUCGAAAAAAAUCUUCGAUGACCAGACAACUCGGGCGAAGUCGGAGGGUGGAUAAUGGCCGCAAAAAGGGGGAGGCUCAGAAAAGGCCGCAAAACGGCAGCAAAAAGACAGAAAAAUGGCCGCUGAAAGGCAGCAAAAAAGGAACCUUUGUCAUCCUAAAAGGGACAUUUCUAUGAAGCCUUUUUCCACCCUUUCCGACUUUGCCUAUGAAGUCAGACAGUUUCAAGUCGUUGGCGAUGGAAGUAUACAAUUUUCUCCAAUAAUCGCAGUUCUAUUCAGAAAACAUCAUGUAAACUCAACUCGUUACACGGUUUAUCCCGAGGCAAAAAUCAAAGACAUGCUAGACGAUGCAUUUUAUGGAAUUUCGUUCCCGAAAAGUCUCGCCCAGGUCCGUCACUACUUCAAGUGUCCCGACUUGAAAUUCGUCGAGUUGGACAAGUCUUCAGAUAAUUUCGCAACUGAUUUCUUGCAGGUUUGCACUUUAAUAGGGAAAAAGACCGUUCUCAGUCAAAUCACAGGUGGAACGCAUAGAGAAACAGUUUGGCACCUCGAUUGCUUUGGCUUUGAUGGAAGAUUCGGGAUGGUACAAGGUCGACUAUUCGUCAGUUUUUUUUUAACGAGAAAAAUGGCCACCCUUGGAAUGCUUCAAAAACUUCAAAAUCAUCAUUUUCAGAAUAGCCGAUCCGCUUCCCCUGCUGUACGAAGAAAAAUCUUGUCCACGCGCGAAGAAUUGUAAACUGGGCGACUAUUCCGGCCAAUUGUGAAUUUUUUUUUUUUAUAAUUUUUUCGUGCAUUACUAAGAGUUACGAGUUUUGUCAACUUGGAUGAAAAGAAAAAAAGCCACAGCUUGAGAAUUUUAGAGCCUUUUCUGAGAUGUUCCUUGGAGCAAACAGUGGGAAAAUUCCAGAAUCGCCCCCCGCAUUCUAACCAGCCCCCCACCAAGCCAAGUUCCGAUGUGGGGGGGGGGGGGUUCAAAUCAGAGGACUUUAUGUAAAAUCAAACGCGGGGGGUUAAUCUGUAUUCUAGAAUGGCCCCCCGCAGUAUAAAACGGGGGCCGAUUCUGAAACGCCUUGGCAAUACUUUCAUAUUUGCCCCCCGCACGGCUUUGAAAUAGUCCCCCCACAGCUCAUUCGAACAAGCCCCUCUCCCAUUUCAGAAUGACCCCCUCCCUUUCAGAAUGGAUCGAAAAAUUCAUCUUCUACUCUCCGAUGAGGGUUCUUUGAAAAUCAUUUUCUGAAAGUAGCAGCAAAAUCUCAAAAUGUGUCUUUUUUCUAUGCCCCUGUGUCGUUUAUUUCCUCAAAUGUGAAUUUUACCGACCUCUGAUGAAUUUCAUAAUAAUCCGGCUACAGGGAUUUUUUCGACAAAUGUCAUGAGGGCCGAAAAUCUCACUACGGUCCGUCGAGAAUCCGUUAUGAAAACGACAGAUGUCACACACCAUAUGUAUGACUAAACUUGACGAUUUUUUUAAUGAAUAAAAGCAAUUUUUAAGUUCACUGUGUGCGGGAAAAACGUGAAUAAUGGCGAGGUUUGCUUUUUAAAAUUUUUUUUUAGGGUAACAAUUUCUCAACUGUUCAUUUUCUAGAGCUGGCGUUGCCUGGAACAUGAGAAGUUCAAAGUACGCGUUCAGGAUAUUCGGAAACGCUGGUUUGAUGCACCAGGAAUAAUGGCGCCACAGUGUUACCAGGCACUCGAAAAAGCUUUUUUAUUUUUGGUCAUCUCCAAGAUGUUUCAGAUCAAGUGCAACGACGGCAAAGUUUCCUUCGUUUCAAGAGGGAAAACGUACACAUGCGAUCGCCCGGGCGAAACAAUUAAACUUCAUGAGGUUUUGGGUCGAAUCUCUUUUUUCCGAAUAGGAGAAAUUUCAGAAAUACGGCAGGUAUCAUCACUAUCACACGGUUGCUGUGCACUCAUUGAAAGGACUCAGAAAAAAAUUGGUGAGUUUCUUUCCUCUAAUUGGUGAGUUUCUUUCCUCUAUAUAAAAAAUCCGACCUCAAAGGGAAUCUCUACAAACUUCCAUUCAGUUAUGAAGCUUUUUCGUAAACAUUGAAUCUUUGCUAGCCAGGGAAUGGUCUCUGGUCGCAGGGGGAGCUCUCAAUGAGACCAAGUUUUCUAGAUGUAGUUUUUUACGCUGAUCUCAAAUCUGUAUUCAAAAACUGCCGAGGGGUUCUGUGAAAAAAGUUAUAGACCCUCAAAAGUCGAAAAAGGAGCUCUUAAACGGAAGUAUAGAAAAAAGAAAAAACUGCAAAAAAAGUUUUGCGUGUCCUAUUGCGAUCCGACGGCUGUCGAAGCAACGGCAGAGAGUAGCAGUGGUAAGGCGGCGGAACGGUACUAGCGAGGUCAUAAGUUCGGUCCCCACCGUAUGCAAAACUUUUUUUGCAGUUUUUCUUUUUCCUAUACUUCCGUUUAAGAGCUCCUUUUUCGACUUUUGAGGGUCCAUAACUUUUUUCACAGAGCUCCUUGGCAGUUUUUGAAACCAGAUUUGAGAUCAGCGUAAAAAACUACAUCUAGAAAACUUGAUCUCAUUGAGAGCUCCCCCUGCGACCGGAGACCAUUCCCUGGUAAGUAGGCUCUAAUGGUAAUAACACUUCAGCAACCACUGAAUGGUUCAGAACCUCGCCAGAACAUGACAAUUUUCCUAGCUUCUUUAAGUGAUCACUGGAUAGGCUUAAAAGCCACUUCAGUGAUCACUGAAUGGCCACAGAAGACCUUGAACGAUUUCCCACAUGAUGUCUGACUAGUCAGUUCAUCUUUGAAAAAUUUCUGCCUUUCGUGAGAGAAAGUUACUUUUCUCUGUUUCCAACAGGAGAGGAUGCCGUACAUAAUCGACAGGACGGUGAUUUGCCCGAAAUACUGCGAAGUCUGUGGCGAUCCUUCGACACCGUGUAUCGACAUCGUCGAGCCAAAUAAAGGCUCCAAGGACGAUGUCUCGCUUAUUUUCGCCAUUUUUUCUUUGAUCAUCUUCCUUUACUGA